Messenger RNA from Rhincodon typus (whale shark), 759 nucleotides. Its product is annotated as U1 small nuclear ribonucleoprotein 70 kDa-like. Lineage: Eukaryota; Metazoa; Chordata; Chondrichthyes; Orectolobiformes; Rhincodontidae. Bases 87 to 443 code for a protein of 118 amino acids. The record is from RefSeq and is a predicted model, not a curated record. The transcript is spliced from 2 exons.
UUUCCGAUGGCAGACUGACAGAUGAAGAAUUGGUACGGGCGUGUGGGGGCCGAACUGGGCACAAAGGUGCCCGUCACGGCGUUACCAUGAGUGCCAAACUCGUCCGGUUGGCAGAGCAGGAGCGCCAGUUCCUGGCAGGGUGCAGUCAGAGGCAGCGGGAGGAGGUGCCCCCGAGGGGGGAGGGCGCGGGGGGCGGCACGGUGAAGCAGAAGAAGAGGAAGAGGAGGGAGCGUGAGCUGGAGCACCGGCCGGCAGCGGUGGGGACAGGAGGAGGCCAGAGUGAUGGGGGUGCCCCUGCCGAGGGGGCACCGGGAGGCACAGCAGAGCCGUCAGGUCCUACCGGGGUGGACGGAGACAGUGGCCAUGCACGGACGAGGAGGAGGAGGAGGAGGAGGAGGAAGAAGAGGAGGAGGGGCGGAGGAGAGCAGUCGCCUCUCGGCUGAUGGCUGCUCUCGGCUCUGGGACCUGACGCAUUUCCCCCCACCCCACCUGCCGGCUACACAGGAAUGGGUGUCCCCGGGCAGACAGCACCCCUCCUCGUGGAUGUGACACUCGCUCUGAGCUCAAACUGUGAGCAGUCUCCCACCUGAGGCGCGAGAAAGAAGGGAACCGCUGAGAAUACACUGGCGUAGUGACACAGUGCAUUCCUCUAGCGCCUGUCCACCGGCUGAGAGCCUCCUGAAAGUCCUUCCACACUGAUAAAGUACCUUUUUUUUCUUAAAAAAAAUAAACAAACAAUCUCUUGUUUUUGUUUGGAAA